Messenger RNA from Cinclus cinclus, 352 nucleotides. It is a transcript of the gene RPS29, whose product is annotated as ribosomal protein S29. The record is from RefSeq and is a predicted model, not a curated record. Gene Ontology annotation, biological process: translation. Gene Ontology annotation, molecular function: zinc ion binding; structural constituent of ribosome. The coding region runs from base 74 to 244 and encodes 56 amino acids. The transcript is spliced from 3 exons. Gene Ontology annotation, cellular component: cytosolic small ribosomal subunit; ribosome. Lineage: Eukaryota; Metazoa; Chordata; Aves; Passeriformes; Cinclidae.
GCACGCCGGGAGGCACCGUGAGGGGUAUAAGGGCAGGCGGCCUCCGCCAUCUUCCUCUCGGCGCCGCGCAGCCAUGGGGCACCAGCAGCUCUACUGGAGCCACCCCAGGAAGUUCGGGCAGGGCUCCCGCUCUUGCCGCGUGUGCUCCAACCGCCACGGCCUCAUCCGCAAAUACGGGCUCAACAUGUGCCGGCAGUGCUUCCGCCAGUACGCCAAGGACAUCGGCUUCAUCAAGCUGGACUGAGCGCCGGGAGGAUGAGGCGACAUCCAGCAGCUCUCGCGGCGUCCCAGGGCCUCCCUGACACAUCUGCAGCGUCUCUCAGCCUUUCUUAAUAAAUGGUCUCCUAACCUA